Molecule: messenger RNA, 3924 nt
Organism: Pelmatolapia mariae (spotted tilapia)
Lineage: Eukaryota; Metazoa; Chordata; Actinopteri; Cichliformes; Cichlidae
Gene: rabep1
Product: rabaptin, RAB GTPase binding effector protein 1
Exons: 19
Coding region: 96-2708 (870 amino acids)
Biological process (GO): endocytosis
Cellular component (GO): intracellular membrane-bounded organelle
Molecular function (GO): GTPase activator activity; growth factor activity
Source: RefSeq, a predicted model, not a curated record
CUUGACACUAGUUGUGAUGUUAGCUUGUUUUCUUGGACGUUCCUAGCUCUGAUCCCACCGCCCUGCUAAUUGCCUCACGCCCCCCUCAGGAAACCAUGGCCUCGGAGGCCUCGGGAUCCCCUCAGUCGUCCCAACAUGACGUUUUUUUCCUCCUUCAUUAUCAUUCAGCGGUGCUACAGCAGCGAGUGGCAGCUCUGGAGCAGGAGAGGGCCGAGUUCAUCAAACUCAAGCAGCAGCUGGAGGUGGAGUUCAACCAGAAGCGGGCCAAGUUCAAAGAGCUUUACCUCUCCAAGGAAGAGGAGCUGAAGAGACAGACAUCUGCACUGGAGGACGCCCAUUCCGAGCUGAGCUCCGUCCAGACCCAGCUCUCUCAGGCCCGGGCUGAGAUAGAGACCAUCAAAGCUGUGGCCACCGUGUCGGAAAACACCAAACAGGAAGCCAUCGACCAGGUCCGCAGCCAAUGGCAGGAGGAGGUGGCCUCCCUGCAGGCCAUAAUGAAAGACACGGUGUGUGAGUAUGAGGUCCAGUUCCACCAACGCCUGGAGCAGGAGCGUGCCCAGUGGAACCAGUAUCGCGAGGCGGUGGAGAGGGAGCUGGGCGAGCUGAGGCGCCGGCUCUCCGAGGGUCAGGAGGAGGAGAACCUGGAGGAUGAAAUGAAGAAAGCCCAGGAGGAUGCAGAGAAGCUGCGUUCAGUAGUGAUGCCCAUGGAGCACGAGAUCGCAGCCCUGAAGGCCAAACUGGCCACAGCCGAGGAGAAGGUGAAGGAGUUGGAGGCCUCGAAGGUCAAGGAGCUCAAUCACGUUCUGGAGGCUGAGAAGUCGUGUCGUACGGAUCUGGAGAUGUAUGUCGCUGUGCUGAACACGCAGAAGUCCGUCUUGCAGGAGGAUGCGGAGAAACUACGGAAGGAGCUUCAUGACGUCUGUCACAAGCUGGAGUUGGAGCGGCAGCAGCACAACCAGCUGAAGCACACAUGGCAGCGAGCCAACGACCAAUUCCUGGAGUCUCACCGCCUCCUUAUGAGGGACAUGCAGAGGAUCGAGAGCGUGCUGUCAUCAGAACAGCUCCGCCAGGUGGAGGAGAUGAAGAAGAAAGACCAGGAGGAUGACGAAAAGGAGCGCCUGAGUCAAGUGAAGGACCUGCAGGAGGACGACGGAGGAGACAACACCGAGCCUUUGGAGGACUUAUUCCUCGGCCUCAGCGUCGAGGAGCCCCAUGUGAACCACAGCGCCCACGGCUCUAUGCACUCCUUAGACACUGAUGUGGUGACGGGCAGCCCCAUGGACCCUUACAAGGACAACCUGCGGCGAGUUCAGUCCACAGACAGCCUCGGUUCCUCGCUGUCCGCCCAGCAGGGUCUCGGCGGCCAGAACCACAAGGCCAAAUCAGCAGGCCACUUAGACGAGUCGGACUUUGGGCCCUUGGUUGGGGCCGACAGCGGGGUGACAGACAGUAGUUUUGGAGAGACUGCGUCAAUCAGCUCAAUCAAGCUGCCGACAAGUCACUUCCUGCUGACUAAAGACCAGGAGAAGGCGAUCAAAGCCAUGACCCCGGAGCAGGAGGAGACGGCGUCGCUGCUGUCCAGCAUCUCUCACGCCCCAGACACCGCUUACUUACCGCCUGCCGGCUACCGGCUCGUCAGUGACAGCGAGUGGAACCUGCUACAGCAAGAGUUGAAAAAUGCUGGCAGGAAGCUCGGACGAAGGUGCGACAUGUGCUCAAACUAUGAGAAGCAGCUUCAGGCCAUCCAAGGACAGGAGGCUGAGACGAGAGAUCAGGUGAAGAAGCUGCAGGUGAUGCUACGUCAGGCCAACGAUCAGCUGGAGAGGACGAUGACUGAGAAGCAGAAUUUGGAAGAUUCAGUCAAAGCAGGAAACGAGGAAACUGCUGCUAAGGUAUCUGGCCUCAUGCAGAGAGUCCAGGAAUCAGAAACACUGCUCAGCACACUACAGCAAGCCUUCAGUGACGCUAAGAGGAACACACAGGAACAGAUGGCGGUGCUGCUGAAGUCCAGGGAGCAGGUGGCAGAUGAGCUAAGUCGACUACAGAGAGACAACGAGAGUCUGCAGGGGAAGCACAGGCUGCAUUUAGAACUGCAGCAGCAAGAAGACUUCCAAAUGCCCACUACUGUUCAAGAGCUCCAGGGCCUGGUGCUGCGGUUGCGUGAGGACAUGGUGGCGUUACGGACGUCGGCCGAUCACAUGGAGGAGAAGCUGAAGGCUGAGAUCUUAUUUCUGAAGGAGCAGAUCCAGGCGGAGCAGUGCCUGAAGGAGAACCUGGAGGACACUCUGCAGCUGGAGAUCGAGGGAUGUAAGGAGGAAAUAGACAUCCUGGAAGCGUCUUUCUCCAGUUUGAAGACGGAGCUGGAGCGAAUAAAAGCGGAGAAGGAACAGCUGGAGAGCAGUUUGGCCGAGAAGACUGAGACACUGAGGAGCCUCCAGGGCCUGAGGAUCAGCCUGGAGCAGCAGCUCAAAGAGCUCACCACUGCAAAGAGUGCACUUGAAAGUCAAGUCCUCGACGAGAAAGACAAAGCCCAGCGGCUGCAGACCGAGCUGGACGUCAGCGAGCAGGUUCAGAAGGACUUUGUGAAACUUUCUCAGACCCUUCAGGUACAGCUGGAGCGGAUACGACAGGCGGACUCCUUGGAUCGAAUCAAAGUAAUCCUCAAUGACACCAACUUGACUGACAUCAAUCAGCUUCCAGAGACAUGAUACCACUGAAGGACAACUGCCUUCACUUUCAUUUCCCCUUCUUUCUAUUUUACCGACCCAGUAACAUAUUACCCGGCCCUUCCUUUUCUUCUUCCUCCUCCUCCUCCUCCUCCCCCCCCCCAUAACCUCCUCGGAAGAGUUUGGAGGGACAUGGACAGACGUGGCAUGAGGAGCUCAUGGCCUUUUGUGUACAUUAGAAGUCUCUGAACACACCACAGAUAGAAUAAUGAAGAAGAACACUACUAAAAAAAUAAAAUGUAAAUAACUAAAUGUGGACGGAGGGAGCGGGUGGAGGUGCUUCUCCCUGUGGGUUCUGUCUGUCUUGUUUCUACUGUAGAUACGACUGUCUGUAUUAGCUCGACCAAAAAAAGGUUUGUCGUCCUCUGAAGCACUUUUCAUCUGCGACUUCUCUUUCCAGGUAAAUAGAAAAUAAUUGGAUGCAUAAAUUUUCCUCCGUCUGUUCUCAAAGCGGUUGAUAAUCGCUUCCUUUCUCCUCUUGCUUGUUCUUUCCAUGUUUUGUUUUGGGUUUUUUUUUCCUUUUUCCUCCAGUUUUCUUGCUCUUUUUUUUUCUCUCUGUGACAUUUCCACCCUCUUCUGGUCAUUUUUAACUCUGUGACAGCAGCACGAUGAAGGAUGGAAAAUAAUUGCACAUAAUUUAACCGGGAUAAGAAAAUAAGGAACGUAACAAAAUGCGAGCAAUACCCUUCAUGUCUUCAGCACCCUCUGCUGUGUUUUUGCUCUGUUUGUUGCUCUUUAGUGUCUGACAGAAACCUUUUUUUUUUUUUUUUUUUUUAAAGCUGCAGAAAUACAGUGAAGAAACAUUAGUCACGUUCAAACUUGUGUUUUGUUUCUCAACAUGUUUUAAAAAAAAAAUUAAAAGAAGAAACACUAGUUAAUCCAGGUCAUGUCAGGUAAACGGAUGUUUAGGUGAGGAGGGAAAUUACAGAAUUAAAACGGCAAAGUAAUGGCUUUUAACACACACUUUGUUCCUGGUAUUCUUUUCUUUUUUUUGACUUUCCUUAAUGUAUAUCUGAAGAUCUUAAUUUAUCGCUGGCUUUUUGAAGGUGUGAUGGAUGGAUGGCCCGCAGACAUGUUGUCCCCACGACGAGUGUUUUUUCUAAAGUGUAAAGAAACGGUUCAUUCAUCACUACGAGGAUUCUGUUGUCUCUGAAGCUACUAAUUAAAUUAAAUCACCUUUAAGUGUCGGGGUCUUUCU